AUGACGUUCUGCUUCAUUCUCGCAUUGCAGUGGGGUGGAACGCAGUAUGAUUGGGCUGAUUACUUGUGCGUAGAGCACAAGGCGGGGGAGACGGCCAUGGUUCCACUGACAAUGCAUCGUUCACGAAGCGUCAGCUCUGCCAGCCUUGGGACCUUUUGUAACUUUGCGGCAUUACGGGCUGUCUCCUUCUAUGUGAUACGUGGCGCAUCCACUCUAGGUUCUGGUCUUAUGUGCCUUCCCACGGCUGUCUCCAUGUCUUUCUUCGCCCUGUUCGGUGGACCCGUCACGACUUAUAUCGGCUACUACAGCCCUGUCCUGCUACUCGGAACAUCUCUCUCAGCCAUCGGAACCGGCCUCCUCACUACCCUUCACCCCCACUCAUCCGCUGGCCGAUGGAUCGGCUUCCAGGUCACCUACGGCAUGGGUAUCGAAAUGAGUUUCCAGCCGCCAUUUCUCGCAGUGCAGACGGUUCUCGAAGGCGCCAAGAUACCCAUGGCGCUGGUGCUUCUGAGCUUCACACAAACUUUCGGUGGCAUAAUUGUGCUGUCGGUGGCGCAGAACGUCUUCCCGAGCAGACUGGCUGGCGAUCUCGUCGCUAGUGUGCCGCAAGUGGACCCAAAUAUUGUGCUGCAACAUGGUGCUAUUGGGCUGAUCGAUGUCGUCCCGAUGCGGUAUCGCGAUCUGGUUUUGACUGCCUACAAUAGCGCUAUCGUGGAUGUCUUCUACAUUACCCUGGGCCUUUCGUGCUUGUCUGUGCUGUUUGCACUCGGCAUUGAGUGGAAAUCUGUCAAGAAUGGCGAAAGUACGGAGGGGACCACAUCCAAGAUAGAUGGGUGA
Fulvia fulva is the source of this 837-nucleotide messenger RNA. Its product is annotated as MFS-type efflux pump MFS1. Gene Ontology annotation, biological process: transmembrane transport. The record is from RefSeq and is a predicted model, not a curated record. NCBI's taxonomy places the organism in Eukaryota, Fungi, Ascomycota, Dothideomycetes, Mycosphaerellales, Mycosphaerellaceae. Gene Ontology annotation, molecular function: transmembrane transporter activity. The transcript is spliced from 3 exons. The coding region runs from base 1 to 837 and encodes 278 amino acids.